AUGGCUCUUUCUGCCGCGACACUUCGUCUCCUGAUCGUCAUCUUCGUCGCCCUGGGCAGCACCACCUACGGCUAUUGUGCCUCCAUUAUCAGCACGACCCUCGCGCAGCCCUCGUUCAUUGCGUACUUUGAACUUGAUACCCGAUCCAAUGCCACCGACCUGACCGGGUCAAUCUUUGGCCUCUUCCAGACCGGUGGCUUCUUCGGCACGCUUUCAUGUCUGAAGUCGGCCGACUGGUUGGGGAGACGCAAGGCGCUCUUCAUCGCCAGUCUCGUCACUACCGUGGGCGGAGGUCUUCAGGCCGGUAGCGUGAACAUUGGGAUGUACAUCUUUUCACGCUUCCUCACUGGCGUUGGCAUCGGCGCUCUCGUCACGCUUGUGCCUCUUUACCAGAGCGAGAUUGCUCCCCCGAAGAUUCGAGGCUUCCUUGUCGCUAUGCACGGCGUGAUGCUGUGCGUUGGUUACUCAGCGGCGAGCUGGGUCGGCCUAGGAUUCUAUUUCGUCAACGCUGGCGGCGCACAAUGGAGACUCCCUCUCGCGAUCCAGGCGCUGUGGCCUGCCAUUCUGGCCUGCGGUGUCUUGUUCCUGCCAGAAUCUCCUCGAUGGCUGCUUGAUCACGACCGAUAUGAAGAGGCUUAUGAGUCCUUCAAACGCGUCCGCGCCGAGUCAUCCGAUGCCUUCUUGAACGACGAGGCAGCGCUGAAAGCCGACUUUGCCAUCCUCCGCGAACAGAUUAUCUUUGAGAAACAACAACAGUUGUCCUUCUGGGAUCUGUUCCGCCUCCCCCAUUACCGAAAGAGGCUUAUCGUCGGUUUCAUCACCAUGGUCGCUCCUCAGGUCACGGGCACCCAGAUCAUCUACAACUACGGCUCGCAGCUGUAUAAGAGUCUCGGAUUCGAUACUCUCAAGCAGCUCCUUCUGAGUUGCGGAUGGAUUACCUUCUCACCCUUCGGCAACUGGUUCAAUGGUCUAGUGGUGGACAGAGUAGGCCGAGUGAGGAUGCUGCUGAUCGGGAUCGUUGGCUGUGUCUUAUGUCUGGUGGGCGAGGUCAUUACGCUCUCCCAGUUGGACAAGGGACCGAACCGUGCUGCCACCAACGCCGCCGUCUUCUUCCUGUUCUUGUUCGUGGGCUUUUAUGCAAGCUUCAUCGAUGCGACCACCUAUAUCUACGCGUCUGAAAUCUGGCCAACUCCAGUCCGGGCGAAGGGUCUUGCACUGUCCAUCUCGGGCCUAUUCCUCUCGUCUUUGGCUAUUCUCCAAGGCGCUCCAGCCGGCUUCGCCAACAUUGGAUGGCGAUACUACCUGGUCUUCAUCUCUGUCACCUCGGUGAUGGUUGUAUUCAUGUACUUCUACUUCCCGGAGACCAAGAAAUUGAGCUUGGAGGAGAUCGGAGAAAUCUUCGGCGAUGAAGUGGCGCAUGUCGAUGCGAGCACCGCCGCGGCCAUGGGUGAGGAGAAGGGCGUCACCGAGCUGCACAUCGAAACCACCGAUUCGAAACACUAG
Molecule: messenger RNA, 1503 nt
Organism: Fonsecaea erecta
Lineage: Eukaryota; Fungi; Ascomycota; Eurotiomycetes; Chaetothyriales; Herpotrichiellaceae
Exons: 9
Coding region: 1-1503 (500 amino acids)
Biological process (GO): transmembrane transport; carbohydrate transport
Cellular component (GO): membrane
Molecular function (GO): carbohydrate:proton symporter activity
Source: RefSeq, a predicted model, not a curated record